Cynara cardunculus var. scolymus (artichoke) is the source of this 405-nucleotide messenger RNA. RefSeq lists its product as uncharacterized. The record is from RefSeq and is a predicted model, not a curated record. Bases 1 to 405 code for a protein of 134 amino acids. Lineage: Eukaryota; Viridiplantae; Streptophyta; Magnoliopsida; Asterales; Asteraceae. The transcript has a single exon.
AUGGCGCCGUAUCGUAAUGUUAGAUAUUGGCUCGGAGAUUUUCGUCGUCGACGAGUAAUGAACAAGUAUGAAAAGUUUAAUCAUUCUCAUGCAAAACUUAGAAAUGUUAUURAACGYUCUUAUGGCGUCCUGAAAGCACAUUUUCCAAUAUUGAAAAGAAUGGCACCAUUUACACUUGAGGUUCAAAGAGACGUUGUUAUUGCAUGUUUUGCGGUUCACAACUUCAUAUGGAAGGAAGGUUUAAGUGAUGAGCUAUUUUUUGAGUAUGAUCAAACCAACGAACAAGGGAACGAUGACGAGGAUGAGGCUGAAGAGAUUCAAUCGCAUGGGAGUGCCGCUGACCAAACAUAUAUGGCUAGUUCAAGAGAAGAAAUUGCAACACAAUUAAUGCAAAAUGAAUAUUGA